Messenger RNA from Coregonus clupeaformis (lake whitefish), 1781 nucleotides. Its product is annotated as tubulin beta-3 chain. The transcript is spliced from 4 exons. Gene Ontology annotation, cellular component: cytoplasm; microtubule. NCBI's taxonomy places the organism in Eukaryota, Metazoa, Chordata, Actinopteri, Salmoniformes, Salmonidae. Gene Ontology annotation, biological process: microtubule cytoskeleton organization; mitotic cell cycle. Gene Ontology annotation, molecular function: structural constituent of cytoskeleton; GTP binding; GTPase activity. The record is from RefSeq and is a predicted model, not a curated record. Bases 130 to 1479 code for a protein of 449 amino acids.
AGACCUGCGCAAGAUAAAAGCUCCACUCAGCACAUACCAAUCCCUUUGCUUCCGUGUGCGACUGGGACCAGCGCUCUCUCCAACUCGCCCACAUCCGCAAGAAGACGAACAUAACACACAGAGGACAGGAUGAGAGAAAUCGUUCACCUUCAAGCCGGCCAGUGUGGCAACCAGAUCGGAGCCAAGUUCUGGGAGGUGAUCAGUGAUGAACACGGCAUCAGCCCUACAGGGAACUAUGAGGGCGACUCCCCACUGCAGCUGGAGAGGAUCAGUGUCUACUACAAUGAGGCCUCAUCCUCUAAGUAUGUCCCCAGAGCUAUCCUAGUAGACCUGGAGCCAGGAACUAUGGACAGUGUUCGCUCUGGGACCUACGGACAACUCUUCAGACCAGACAACUUCAUCUUCGGUCAGAGUGGAGCUGGUAACAACUGGGCUAAGGGCCACUACACAGAGGGGGCAGAGCUGGUGGACUCAGUACUGGACGUAGUCAGGAAGGAAUGUGAGAACUGUGACUGUCUCCAGGGCUUCCAGCUCACCCACUCCCUGGGAGGGGGCACAGGCUCCGGCAUGGGGACCCUGCUCAUCAGCAAGAUCAGGGAAGAGUACCCUGACCGCAUCAUGAACACCUUCAGCGUGGUGCCCUCCCCUAAAGUAUCAGACACAGUGGUGGAGCCCUACAACGCCACCCUGUCCAUCCAUCAGCUGCUGGAGAACACAGACGAAACCUACUGCAUUGACAACGAGGCUCUUUACGACAUCUGCUUCCGCACGCUCAAGCUCCCCACACCCACCUACGGAGACCUCAACCACUUGGUGUCGGCCACCAUGAGCGGUGUUACUACCUCCUUCCGCUUCCCCGGCCAGCUCAAUGCUGACCUCCGCAAACUGGCUGUCAACAUGGUGCCCUUCCCCCGCCUGCACUUCUUCAUGCCUGGCUUCGCCCCCCUCACGGCGCGUGGCAGUGCGUGCUACAACGCACUGUCCGUGCCCGAGCUCACCCAGCAGUUGUUUGACGCCAAGAACAUGAUGGCCGCUUGCGACCCGCGUCACGGACGCUACCUGACCGUGGCCAUGGUGUUCCGUGGUCAGAUGUCCAUGAAGGAGGUGGACGAACAGAUGUUGGCCAUCCAGAGUAAGAACAGCAGCUACUUCGUCGAAUGGAUCCCCAACAACGUCAAAGUGGCCGUCUGUAACAUCCCGCCCCGCGGUCUCAAGAUGUCCGCCACUUUCAUUGGGAACAACACGGCCAUCCAGGAGCUGUUCAAGCGCAUCUCCGAGCAGUUCACCGCCAUGUUCCGCCGCAAGGCCUUCCUGCACUGGUACACCGGAGAGGGCAUGGACGAAAUGGAGUUCACUGAGGCAGAGAGCAACAUGAACGACCUGGUGUCAGAGUACCAGCAGUACCAGGACGCCACCACUGAGGAGGAGGGAGAGAUGUAUGAAGACGAUGAGGAAGAGUCGGAGAGCCAGGCCCGGUGAACACCUUGGAAGAAGAGCCCAGCCGACAGAGCUUUGUCUUUUUAGCAGGCUGAAGCAGGGUUAUCUCCCUCAUGUACACUGUACUGUAUAACCCUCCCUUCCUAUAUCCCCCUCCCUGCUCUCACUGUGUCUUUGCUAACUGUUAGCCCCACUUCCCUUAGCCCUCUGACCAAGUCAAGGCCUCCUGUUGAUAAAAACCUCCAGACAGACCACUAAGUUGAAUGGGUGAAAUAAAAAGAAAGUGUCUCAUAAACUGAUGACGAGUAGCCCUUAAUUUCUUAUAAUAAACAUGUUCAAGCCUA